CCUGGCAAGCCUGAAAAUAACUUCUUCGAUCAGCUGAGAUCAGCUGAGAGGCGCGAUAACAGCGCGCCGUGGUCUGAGUAAACUAUAUUCACGCAGAACUGUCAUUGCACGAGAGUGAGCAGGCCAUGUGUCUGAUGUAUUGUCUUGUUGAUGUAAACAUGAAUAAAUUUUCAAUACUUCUUACAUUUACAUUAUUUUUCUGAUAGUAUAAAUAACGUGAAUUACUCAAAUGGAGGUGGACCUUUUAAAUGCCGGCUCAGUGCCAAUUUCCCCGGAUACUGUACUGAGUUUUGAGUUUUUAUUGGACAAGGAACUUCUUCUCAAACAUUUGCAAAAGCCAAAUCCAGAUCCAACUCCUUUGGAUUUAAUCACCAAAUUUCAUGAUGUCAUUACAACAACCUUACGGAACCGAAUGGAACCUGAAACCAUCGAGUCUACCACCGUGAAUGGUAGUAAUGAAGUAAAAAUUAAUCAUCCUGCCAAAAAUAUUGCCAUGAAAAUACUAUCACUAAAAGUUGCAGCGUUUUUGAACUGGAACCUCGCUCAAAUCCGAGCGUUGCCUUUUAAAACCCAGAUUGAUCUCCUGCAAGAUCUAAUGUAUUUCACGAAUGAAGAAAGGACAGUGUUUGAAAUAACCAAUCUGGAACAAGUAGACCUUAAGGCAACUUCACCAGAGUUUCUAUUUGCUCUUGUGCUAUUUCAUAGAUGGGCACUAAAUACGUCCAUGCAUCGAGUGACUUCAAACUGGCAGCAAAGAUAUGGAAUAAAUGAAAUGUCCCUUAGGGAUGAAAACAUCAUUUGUUGCCCGGAAAACAUUCAGAAAACCAUUAGUUUCCUGCACGAAUCUUUGCAAUGGGAGCAAAUGCCAAAGCUGUUGUCUUUUGACUGCUUCCAAAUGCCUACAGAGACAAACGAUAGUAUUGAAUUUAAUUGGAGCAAAGCAACUCUUAUUUCCAGAGACGAGUUUUGCACCCAAAUUUGCUACGAUUUGGGCACGUCUUUCUUUUAUCAAGAGGACUAUAAAGCAGCGAAGGAGCUGUUUCACAAAUGUCAGGAGUAUUUGAAUUUGGUAACGCAACAAAAUGUGUUUGCUUCUUUUGAUAAAAACAGUUUACAAGUUUACAUCAAAGCCUGCGAUCCUAGUGUAGAUGUACAUAAGAAAUCUUUGCUGGAGCAACUAAAUAACUCUAUAGUGAAUCAGUUUGUGGGCAUUACCCAUGUUUUGCAGCAGGACAAUUUACAAAAGGAAAUUCCAUUAACGCAUCGAAUCAACUUGGAAUUGGACAUACAGGGUGCUUUGUCAAGUGGUGUUUUUACAGUAGCUCGAGAUUUGCUUUAUAAAGUUAAAGCCUUAAACUAUGUCCGAUGCAUUUUGGAAAAAAAGUUCUUGAAUGAAUUUUCCUUAGCUGUCGCCAAGAAUAUUGACGCGUUUAUUUGGGGAAUUCAAGUCAAUUGGAAAUUGCAAUCAAAUGAAGACAAAAAGAUUAUAAAAGACUAUCUGUUUCAUUUGAUAAUCAAGCAAACAGUGCCUGAUUUAAUGGAGCGGAUAAAAAGCAAUGCCACGCUUGGAAACAUAUUUGAAAUGUCCGAGCUACAGUAUGUAAUUAAAACUGAAGAAAGUUCCAAUAUUCCCGAGAACCUGUUCGCAUCGGAUACAGGUCUUUUUGAAACAUCAAAGAAAAGGAAGCCUAAAAUGGAACUAAGACUGCUAGUAAGGCAACUGAUUAGCUCUUACAACUGGAAGGAAAUAAAGGAUAUACUCUUGAAAAUCGGAAUGAUGAAUAUGGGCACCAGCGUGUGGGAAAUGAAUCCACACUGGGAAGUACCUAUUCCUAUUCACAGUGUUCUGAAAAGUCUUCCUAGGGGAUUCUUAGGUGAACUUUCCUACGUUUUGCUGGCGAAAUCAAAAGAGCAGCUUCUAACAAAAAACUGGAAUUUGGCAUUAGAAUUGCUCAUUGUUCUGGACAAAGAGCUCAAAAAUGCGAAUUUUAAUGUAGCGAAAUUUUGUAAAAUGGUAAAUUGGGAAAUCCUGUUAAUACAAAUACUGCAACUAUUGGAAGAGUGGCCGAAAAGCACAGUGGAUAAAGCGGCUUUGGCAAAUGCCUGUGAAGUUUGCUUGCAAAGUAACGAAUCUGUUAUACCCCGCACAGAAAUCGUAGAAACUUGUGCCAUAUGCCUAUUGAAUUUGGGGCGAUGGGAGUUUCUGAUUGCCUACGAAAAACGAUGGACGAGUUUUGAAAUUAUGUCUGCUGUUGCCUUGGCGUGCCAUGAAAUGGUGAAAAACAAAUGCAACAAGAAGUUCUCGAAAGACUUGUGGGAUAUUGUAUUGCCUGUGUUUGCUCCCAAUCCAUCGCAAUCGAAGCGAAGUUCAGCCAGCUGCCACGACAUCAAUAACCUUAGGAAUAAAUUACUUUCCAUAUUUCUUCGUUUGAAAGACUCGACGUGUUUAACUGUUAUUAUCUCCAUGCUCACCAAACUGUAUAACAUCUUCAAAGAUGAAGCCAAUUUCGAACUGCAGGUGGACUGUAUGAAUUUAUGGCCAGCGGCGAUCAGCAACGCAAAUUCAUAUAACAUAAAUACCACCUCAGAAAUGCUGUCCCAGGUGCUGUUGCAAGGCAUCAGAGAAUACCCCACUAACAUUCCCUGGUUGCGUGUUAUGGGGGAUAUCAAUUAUGCAAACGGAAAUUACAAAAUUUCCCUGUCCUUUUACCUGAAGUCUUUGAUUAUUUGUAACGACUAUUUUAAUAUUCCCGUACGCUAUGAUGAUCAUGUAUUCAGACGAAUGAUAAAAUGCUGUUUGGCUCUUGGUUGCUAUACUCAAGCGGCGGUUUUGUGCCAAUUUUUAGAGGAGCCUGAUUACGCCCUGGCAUUUAGAAUACUGAGUGAACAGAAAACAUGCAAUGAUGCGGUAGACGCCUACUACCACUGCUUUUGGGAUACAAAUAUUUUGGAAUAUCUAAUUCACAUUCACAACAGGAGAGGAGAAUAUCAGCGACGAAAAUGCGCCAUUCAAAUAAUGGGGAUGUUAGAGCUGAAUUCCAGUAAUAAUCAAGAAAUUCAACGGGAGGCUAGCAAUUUGAGGAAAAGCAUUUUCCUGAGAGCCUUGUGUAAACAAUACGUAUUUUAAAUGUGUAAUUUGUUACAGUCGCUUUCAGAAUAUAUGUAUAUUGCCAAGCA
Messenger RNA from Dendroctonus ponderosae (mountain pine beetle), 3177 nucleotides. RefSeq names its product integrator complex subunit 8 (gene IntS8). The record is from RefSeq and is a predicted model, not a curated record. NCBI's taxonomy places the organism in Eukaryota, Metazoa, Arthropoda, Insecta, Coleoptera, Curculionidae. Gene Ontology annotation, biological process: snRNA 3'-end processing. The transcript has 13 exons. Gene Ontology annotation, cellular component: integrator complex. The coding region runs from base 230 to 3127 and encodes 965 amino acids. Gene Ontology annotation, molecular function: protein binding.